Lepus europaeus (European hare) is the source of this 7601-nucleotide messenger RNA. RefSeq names its product GRB10 interacting GYF protein 1 (gene GIGYF1). Bases 2192 to 5500 code for a protein of 1102 amino acids. The transcript has 26 exons. The record is from RefSeq and is a predicted model, not a curated record. Gene Ontology annotation, molecular function: protein binding. Gene Ontology annotation, biological process: insulin-like growth factor receptor signaling pathway. Lineage: Eukaryota; Metazoa; Chordata; Mammalia; Lagomorpha; Leporidae.
CCGGCUGACAGCUGGCCGCCUGCGAGCCCCCCACCCCCGCGGUGCUGCCGACCUGUGGGAGUGUGGCCGUGACUCCUGUCCCCUGCACCCCAGCUGCCCGGGUUCUGUGGGUCCUGGUGCCCCCACUUGGGGAGAGUUAAGGGCAGAUCUGCUGCCUGGAGCCCCGGGGACCUCGGGGGUCCGCUGGGGCGGUGAUAAUCAGGUGCGGGGUGUGUGCCUGGGCUGCUGGCCACGCACACGUUGGUGCUGCGUGUGACACGGUGCUCAGUGGCCCUGGGGUACGUCGGGAUGGAGUUUGGGAAAAGGAAAAGUAACCCCACUCUGAAGGAGAGAGCGCGGGGAGAAGAGGAAGGCUGUGGGAGGGCUUUGAAAAGUCUAGCAAGAAAUUUAAACAUGGCUCAAGCUCGCCGAGCGGGGGCGAGCAGGGGAGUUUGGGACGGCCCCUGGCCCAGUGCACACCUGCCCCAGCCUCGGAUGCUGGGUACCUGGCCCCAGCCCCAGUGCCCUCCUUUGUUGUCCCUGGCUGAAGCCCCUGGCUGGGCAAGUGGGCAGAAGGGAUCAGAUGAGGUCAAGUGUGACAGUGCCUCGGAACUUAACGGGCCCGCCAUUGCCAAGGGCUGUUGCUGUCGGGCGGGACGGCUCGGCUGGGAGGAACCCUCACCCCACCCCUUGUGGAGAGUCUGCAGGACCAGGUCACCUCCAGGCAGGCGUGGGGCUGUGCCGAGGCCGGAGGCUCCUGGAGGGAGUCACCAGACGCUGUUCUUAGCCGAGCGCUCCAGGUCCAUGCAGCCUGGGGGGAGCGCCUGGGACCAGGGUGCGUCCUCUCACCUCCUCUCCGGUAGGGGGCAGCAGUGAGGAGCUAGGGGAGCAAGGGUACACUGAGGCAGGAGAGGGAGGACCAGGGAGGGGACAAGCAGCUCGGACACAGGCCAAGUGCACGGCCAGGAGGAAUGGGGCAGGCCGGGGUGGGCUUUGAGCAGCCUUGGAGGAGAGAGACGGACGUGGUCCUGCCCGCCCCCACCUGCCACCUCUCCCCUCUGCUUCGGUGGUAAGGGAUCUGCUGCUUGGUCCGGAGAGUUUGGGAUAAGCAGACUUGGGACCUUCGAAGGAUUUCCCUCCUGGCCGGAUUUCAGAUUCCUCUCGGGACAGCUGUGCAGAGGGAAGACGGGUGGGGGGGAUCUGCUUUCUCUUCCAUUCGGGCUGCGAACCCACAGGGCUUCGGUGCCCCCCUGCAGGCACCGCCCACAUUGGGGGCCAGAAACGCCUUUGUCAGGGGCUGCUCCGUGCACUGUGGGGAGGUUGGCAGCACCCCGGUCCCCUGCGCGUCUGUUCCCCUCUGCUCUGGUGCCACCGCCCCGAGGGCAGUCCCUGAGGAGCAGAGGCAGCCUCCCCCCCGCCCCGAGAAGUACCCUGCUCCCCUAGUCCUGUUUGUGUGAGGGGGGCAGCCCCUUUCCUGCCUUGCCCUCUGUCCCCGGGUCUCCCCCGGGGCGUGGGUGGAGUGGGUGUGGGUGGUGUGGGCGUUUGCCCCAGUCUGAGCCCCUCCCCUCCACUUCCAGUGGACAGAGAGGACAGGACGGGGGCCACCGAGGAGCCCUGUCUGCACCGCUCCCUGGCAGGCGGGAGGGCUGUGGCGUCCUAGAGUGCAUGGUGCAGGCGGAGACGGGCAGCUCCAGCCUCCCUCCCAGCCAGUGACGGAAGCCCUCGUGCCCGCCCCGACGCUGCCCCACUGCCCCCUGCGUCCUGUGCUCGGUCUACCAGGGAUGCACCUCCUCCUGGGGGUCUCCCCUGUCCUUUAGAGGAGCCGGUCACUGCCUCCCAUCAGCCUCUGACCGUGGCCUUCUCUCUGGUUUAUGGACUCUUCCCAGAUGUGAGGGUCCCUCCCGGACACUGCUGAGGCCAGACGGAUAGCCGGCGGCUUGAGGACCCGCGUUCACUCCAGUGCCGGCCCUUUCUGGAGAGAGCCCGGCCCUGCCCUCCCGCUGCCUAGGGGCAAGGCUGCCAGGCGAGGCUGGGCCCAGGCAGCGGGGCUGUGAGCACCGAAGGCGUGCAGCCCCCAGGUCUUGCCCACCUGAACUCUUGGUUAACUCAUGGUGUGUGCGGCCACGUGGCUGGCGUAGGUGUUUGGAGCGUGAAGCCCGGGUCCUCGCUCGUCACUCACCCCUGACCUCCAGGAGCCACGCCCAGCCCCAGCAUGGCGGCGGAGACGCUCAACUUCGGGCCUGAGUGGCUCAGGGCCCUUUCCAGCGGCGGCAGUGUGGCCUCCCCGCCCGCCUCCCCCGCCAUGCCCAAGUACAAGCUGGCUGACUACCGCUAUGGGCGCGAGGAGAUGCUGGCCCUCUACGUCAAGGAGAACAAGGUCCCUGAGGAGCUGCAGGACAAGGAGUUUGCCGCGGUGCUGCAGGAGGAGCCACUGCAGCCGCUGGCGCUGGAGCCGCUGACGGAGGAGGAGCAGAGAAACUUCUCCCUGUCAGUGAACAGCGUGGCUGUGCUGAGGCUGCUGGGAAAAGGGGCUGGCCCCCCGCUGGCCAGCAGCUCCCGUGGCCGGGGCAGCUCGCGGAGCCGAGGCCGUGGCCGGGGUGACAGCUGCUUUUACCAAAGAAGCAUCGAAGAAGGGGAGGGGGCCUUUGGACGGAACCCCCGGGAGAUCCAGCGCAGCCAGAGCUGGGAUGACAGAGGUGAGAGGCGGUUUGAGAAGUCAGCAAGGAGGGACGGAGCGCGAUCCGGGUUUGAGGAAGGCGGGGCCGGCCCGAGGAAGGAGCACGCUCGCUCGGACAGUGAGAACUGGCGCUCUCUGCGCGAGGAGCAGGAGGAGGAGGAGGAGGGCAGCUGGAGGCUCGGGGCCGGUCCCCGGCGGGACGGCGAUCGCUGGCGCUGCACCAGCCCUGAUGGCGGCCCUCGCUCUGCUGGCUGGCGGGAGCACGGCGAGCGGCGGCGCAAAUUUGAGUUCGAUUUGCGAGGCGGGGAUCGAGGAAGCUGCAGUGAAGAGGAGGGGCGGGGCGGGGGAGGCGCCUCCCACCUCCGGCGGGGCCGCGGGCCUGAGGGCUUUGAGGACGACAAGGACGGGCUUCCCGAGUGGUGCCUGGACGAUGAGGAGGAGGAGAUGGGCACCUUCGACGCCUCUGGGGCCUUCUUGCCUCUCAAGAAGGGCCCCAAGGAGCCCAUUCCGGAGGAGCAGGAGCUUGACUUCCAGGGUCUGGAGGAAGAGGAGGAGGAGCCUUCAGAAGGGCUGGAGGAGGAGGGGCCUGAGGCAGGUGGGAAGGAGCUGACCCCGCUCCCUCUGCAGGAGGACAAGUCCAGCUCCCCGUCCCCUCUGGCCACCUUGGGCCCACUCUGGGGAGCCAAUGGAGAUGGGGAAGAAGCUGUGGAGAAAGAGCUUCCGGCUGCUGAAGGGGAUGAGAUGAGGGGAAUCCCGCUGAGUCCUGGGGGGGCCUCACCCCCUGGCCCGCCUGGAGAUCUGGAGGAUGAAGAGGGCUUAAAGCACCUGCAGCAGGAGGCGGAGAAGCUGGUGGCCUCCCUGCAGGACAGCUCCCUGGAAGAGGAGCAGUUCACGGCCGCCAUGCAGACCCAGGGCCUGCGGCACACCGCAGCCGCCACCGCCCUCCCCCUCAGCCACGGCGCCGCCCGCAGGUGGUUCUACAAGGACCCGCAGGGGGAGAUCCAAGGCCCCUUCACGACCCAGGAGAUGGCCGAGUGGUUCCAGGCCGGCUAUUUCUCCAUGUCUCUGCUGGUGAAGCGGGGCUGCGACGAGGGCUUCCAGCCUCUGGGAGAAGUGAUCAAGAUGUGGGGUCGGGUGCCCUUCGCCCCAGGGCCCUCGCCUCCCCCCCUCCUGGGAAACAUGGACCAGGAGCGGCUGAAGAAGCAGCAGGAGCUGGCUGCGGCGGCCUUGUACCAGCAGCUGCAGCACCAGCAGUUUCUGCAGCUGGUUGGCAGCCGCCAGCUCCCGCAGUGCGCGCUCCGGGAAAAGGCAGCUAUGGGCGACCUGACGCCGCCUCCACAGCAGCAGCUCACCACGUUCCUGCAGCAGCUCCAGGCUCUCAAACCCCCCAGGGGUGGGGACCAGAAUCUGCUCCCAACGAUGAGCCGGUCCUUGUCGGUGCCGGAUUCGGGCCCCCUCUGGGACGUACAUACCUCAGCCUCAUCACAGUCAGGUGGUGAGGCCAGUCUUUGGGACAUACCAAUUAACUCUUCGACUCAGGGUCCAAUUCUAGAACAACUCCAACUGCAGCAUAAAUUCCAGGAGCGCAGAGAAGUGGAGCUCAGGGCCAAGCGGGAGGAGGAGGAGCGGAAGCGCCGCGAGGAGAAGCGCCGGCAGCAGCAGCAGCAGGAGGAGCAGAAGCGGCGGCAGGAGGAGGAGGAGCUGUACCGGCGCAAGCAGGUGCGGCAACAGGAGCUGCUGCUGAAGCUGCUGCAGCAGCAGCAGGCGGCAGCCGCCGUCUCGGGGCCCCCUGCACCCAGCUCCCCGCCCCCGCUCUGGGCUGGCCUGGCCAAGCAGGGGCUGUCCAUGAAGACGCUGCUGGAGCUGCAGUUGGAAGGCGAGCGGCAGCUGCACAAGCAGCCCUCGCCCAGGGAGUCCUCCCGGGCCCAGGCCCCCAACCACCGCGUGCAGCUUGGGGGCCUGGGCACGGCCCCCCUGAACCAGUGGGUGUCUGAGGCUGGGCCACUGUGGGGCGGGCCCGACAAGAGUGGGGGCAGCAGCGGCAGCGGCAGCCUGGGGCUCUGGGAGGACACCCUGAAGAGCAGUGGGAGCCUGGCCCGCAGCCUGGGCCUGAAGAACAGCCGGAGUAGCCCGUCCCUCAGUGACUCCUACAGCCACCUGUCGGGCCGGCCUGCUCGCAAGAAGACGGAGGAGGAGGAGAAGCUGCUGAAGCUGCUGCAGGGCAUCCCCAGGCCCCAGGACGGCUUCACCCAGUGGUGUGAGCAGAUGCUGCACACGCUCAGCACCACGGGCAGCCUGGACGUGCCCAUGGCUGUGGCGAUCCUCAAAGAGGUGGAAUCCCCCUAUGACGUCCAUGAUUAUAUCCGUUCCUGCCUGGGGGACACGCUGGAAGCCAAAGAAUUUGCCAAACAGUUCCUGGAGCGAAGGGCCAAGCAGAAAGCCAGCCAGCAGCGGCAGCAGCAGCAGCAGGAGGCCUGGCUGAGCAGUGCCUCCCUGCACACGGCCUUCCAGACCAACCACAGCACCAAACUCGGCCCCGGCGAGGGCAGCAAGGCCAAGAGGCGGGCGCUCAUGCUGCACUCAGACCCCAGCAUCUUGGGUGAGCCGGGGCCGGGGCCGGGGCCGGGCAGGACAGGAGCUGUGCUUCGUUUGCCCGGGGCAGGAGGGGCCUGGCGGAGCUCAAACCCAGCUUCUCCCCGGCUUCAGGGUACUCCCUGCAUGGAUCUUCUGGUGAGAUCGAGAGCGUGGACGACUACUGAGCAGCCCGUCCCACCAGCCCCCGGGGCUGCAGGCGCAGCUUGGACCCGAGGGUCCCCAGCCUGCAGGCUCCUCACAGGAGCGUAGGAGGCAGCAGGGGCAGGGUCCCCAGCACUUGUUACAAACCACACGAUGCACCUUAACUCACCCACCACGAGGCACUUUACAGAUUGGGGGAGGGGUUUUUGUUUUCUGUUUUUUAUUUUAAACGACGUUGAAGAAAAUGUUAGGAGAGACAAAAAACAUCGUGAAAAAUGAGACUCUGAAACACCCUGUCCCCUUUUGGGGAUAGUGGGCGUGACAAUGGAAGGUCCACAGAGGUGUGUUUGUUUUUUGUUUUUGUUUUUUUGUGUGGUUUUUUUUUUUGUUGUUUUUUAAGAAAAAAAGAAAAAUAAUGAAAAAAAAGUGGUUAGGAGGCUGAAAGGAAAACACACUGUUAUUCUGGGGCAGUGAGGACAAAGGCCCCAUGGCUGCACUUCCCCUCCUGCCCCCAGAAGGUGGGCCGUGGGGUAACUGGAAGCUGGAGUGCCAGCAGUUUGCACAGCGAGGCCCCCUCGGAGCCCCGCCCGCCGGACCCGCUGUGAACAGCUCGAUGCUGUGUCCGUGGCCGACCGUGGCCAGGGCGUCCCGGGUGGGGGCCGCAGUCACCCCUUGGCUUUGCUGCUUCGGGGAGAGUUGCACAAGUUGGACACGCCGCCCGGCUCCCAGGCCGCCCUCCCGCACCGGCUGGCAGGGCAGUGGGGAAGAGCUGUGCGGGCUGGGACUGGCGGCGGGACGCGGGAUGGACUGGCCCUGCCGAGGGGCUUCCCCCACCGCUGCCAUUUGGGGGACGGCCUGGGUGUGAGGCGGAUCGCCCCAGCUCCUGCCUCGGCGCAUGAAUGUAUUCUCUGGGCCCCAAGCCCCUGCCUCACCCCUGCGAGCGACUGGCCAGGAGCUGGAGAGAGCACCACCGAGCCGCACAGACUGAAGGGCAGGGAGUGGGCGGGCGGCUGGGGGCUGCGGCACUGGGCGCUGGGCAUGCUCGCGAGGAAGCGCCCGAGCUGCAGCGUGCCCUGUGGCCUGUGGACCCCCCAGCCCUGCGCCUGGCCCCUCUGUUGACCAAAUGGGAGAGGAGUGAGUGGCUUCUCCCCUCGAUGCGUUUUUUUAAUGUUAGGUAAGGUUGGGGUCGAGGACGGAAGUGGGCGUCUCUCCUGGGGUUGGGGGAGGCCGCCCUUCUGUCGCUCCUUUGGAUUCCCGAUGCCCUACCUGGGGUGUCGCCAUCUUUCUUGGUUUCUUAGUUCAUCUUUUGGAUUUCUCACCUGACUUCUCCCGGUGACCUCAUCGCUGAGCGCAGUAUUAGGGCGGGACUCUGCCGCUGCCUCCCCUCCAUGAAUGUAUUUCCCCUUCCUGCCUGGGGAAGCAGGGAGCUGCCCCGGGCUCUUCUCCCAUCUCUCCUCAGUGAGACGGCUUUUCUUUUCUUUUUUCUUUUUUUUUUUGCACCAAAGUGGCAGCCAGGUCAGUGUUGGGGGACAAAGCUGGCCUCGGGGUGGAAGGGCUCCUCCACCUGCUGCGCCCUGGUCUCGACAGUGUUAGCGUCUGUGAAAAGACAAUAUUCUCUCUAAAGCAAUAAGGGGGUGACGGGCCAGGGGGAAAAUGUCUUGCUGCUGCUGGCCCCCCAGCUCCCACUGCCCUCUGGCCUAUGUGCGGUGGCUUAGAGGUGUGGGAGGAGACUCCUGUUGUGACUGAAUGUAACGCCCCUGCCCCUGCCCCAGCCAAUGCAGGGGAAGGGGGGGCUCUUCCUGUCUCUUCCUGCCCCUUCCCCCCUCAGCUAAAGAGACUUUGAACUUAGGGGGCCCCUGAGCCUGGAGAGGCCUUAACCCUGUGAGGAAGUAUAGGGGGAGCCCUCUCCCACCCCUAUCCCCUUCUGAGAGUGGUCAAUGUUUACAAGCCCUGAGCUCCCCAGCCCAAGGGCUCAGACCCCCCUGCUGACCUUUCCUAGCCCAUCUUCCUGGGCCCUGGCUGCUCCCCCACCCUGCAGGGGUUCGGGUUGGGGCAGGGCUCUACCUGUUACUCCCUCGUCUGCCUUGUCCCCAGUCUCCCCCACUUCCACCCUGUGUGACCCCCUUUUCCUUUACCUGCCCCUGUAAAUACCCCUUUCUCCCAAUAAAACUCGGUGUGUUCUCGUCUGCCUGGGCUGCUGUCUUAUUGG